AUGUCUUUCUUAAAACAGCAAUUCUCGUGUGAUCCUUUAGAGAUGAAAAUUGAUAUUCAUAGUCACAUUCUACCUAAGGAAUGGCCUGAUCUAAAAGAGAGAUAUGGUUAUGGUGGAUGGGUUCAACUGGACCACCAUUGCAAGGGGGAGGCAAAAAUGAUGAAGGAGGGAAAGGUUUUCAGAGUUAUCCAAGAGAACUGCUGGAAUCCAGAGGUUCGGAUUAAAGAGAUGAACAAAUCAGGAGUCACUGUACAAGCCCUUUCUACAGUUCCUGUAAUGUUCAACUAUUGGGCCAAACCUGAGGAUACUUUAGAUCUGUGCCAAUUAUUAAAUAAUGACUUAGCUGCUACAGUAAAAAAGUACCCCAAGAGGUUUAUCGGCCUUGGCACAUUACCUAUGCAAGCACCAGACCUGGCUGUGAAGGAAAUGUAUCGCUGUGUGAACGAGCUUGGCUUUCCUGGGGUACAGAUAGGAUCUCAUAUCAACGAAUGGGACCUGAAUGCACCAGAACUGUUUGCUGUCUAUGCUGCAGCUGAAUUAUUAAACUGUUGUCUGUUUGUGCAUCCCUGGGACAUGCAGACAAAUGGAAGGAUGUCCAAGUACUGGCUUCCCUGGCUUGUGGGCAUGCCAGGGGAAACAACCAUUGCCAUUUGCUCCAUGAUUAUGGGAGGAAUUUUUGAAACUUUUCCUAAACUGAAAGUUUGCUUUGCCCAUGGAGGUGGCGCUUUCCCAUAUACACUAGGGCGUAUUUCCCAUGGAUUCAAUGUGCGCCCUGAUUUGUGUGCAGUGGAUAAUAAAGUUGAUCCAAAGAAAUACCUCGGUUCAUUUUACACGGAUUCACUUGUCCAUGAUCCUCGGGCCCUAAAGCUGCUAAUCGAUGUAAUAGGAGAGGACAAAGUUCUUUUGGGAACAGAUUACCCUUUUCCACUAGGGGAACUAGAACCUGGAAAACUGAUUGAUUCUAUGGAAGAGUUUGAUAAUGGACUAAAGGAUAAACUCAAAGCUGGCAAUGCUCUGGCAUUUUUGGGUCUUGACAGAAAACAAUUUGAAUAA
Messenger RNA from Emys orbicularis (European pond turtle), 1053 nucleotides. It is a transcript of the gene ACMSD, whose product is annotated as aminocarboxymuconate semialdehyde decarboxylase. Gene Ontology annotation, biological process: secondary metabolic process. NCBI's taxonomy places the organism in Eukaryota, Metazoa, Chordata, Testudines, Emydidae. The transcript has 10 exons. The record is from RefSeq and is a predicted model, not a curated record. Gene Ontology annotation, molecular function: carboxy-lyase activity; hydrolase activity. Gene Ontology annotation, cellular component: cytoplasm; cytosol. The coding region runs from base 1 to 1053 and encodes 350 amino acids.